UGAUGUUUAAAAUACCUUGUGAGGAAGAGGAUGUGCACAAUUACCUAUUUGACAAUUAAAGUAGAGCAAUAUCAUUAUCCAAAAUGUUAUCAAAUAAACCAAUGAAAUUAACGAAAUUUUUAUAAUUCGAAUUUAAAGCUUAUAAGAAAAAAACAUAAUAAUAAAAAUAAGAAAACAUAAUUAAAAUGGCAAAAGGAGCAACAAAAGGAAAUAAAGGAGCAAAAAAGACAUCACCACCAAGUCAAAUAUUUUAUUUAUUGUAGAAGCUACUAAGAAUGUCAAGAAAGUUACUAAAAAACCAACUGAAACAACUCCAGCACCAGCCCCAGUGACAACUACUCCACCUGCCCCAACCACCGCAACACCAGUUGCUGCCACUACACCAAAAAAGCAAGCCAAGAAAGCAGGUGCAAAACCAAAGGCUGCUGGUUCUAAAAAGGCAACAACCAAGAAAAACACUAAGAAGGCCACCAAGAAAUAAGUUAAGAAAUGAUU
Paramecium pentaurelia is the source of this 495-nucleotide messenger RNA. The record is from the annotation of a GenBank genome assembly. Lineage: Eukaryota; Ciliophora; Oligohymenophorea; Peniculida; Parameciidae.